This is a messenger RNA of Didymodactylos carnosus, 1128 nucleotides long. The record is from the annotation of a GenBank genome assembly. NCBI's taxonomy places the organism in Eukaryota, Metazoa, Rotifera, Eurotatoria, Philodinida, Philodinidae.
AUGUCGCGUGUUGAGGCCUAUUUAAAUGAACAGAAACAAGGCGGUCCAUUGAUAAACGAAUGGCUUGAACUAGAAUCAUUAUAUCAACGACGAUUAUGGCAUGAAUUAACAUUAAAAGUAAACUCUAUUGUUCAUCGAGAAGAAUUACAACAAGGUGAUCAGUUAUUAAAAUUAUAUGAAAAUUUUAUUUCUGAUUUCGAACAUCGUAUUAAUCAAUUACAGUUAGUGGAAAUUAUUAUACCAAUCACACGUGUAUUCAAACAAGCUGAUGAAGCCAUUAAGUUUGUAGAAACAAUUAAAGAAAAAGUUAAAGGAAAUUCAUUAGCGGUUCUACUGUGUGAUAUAACAAUAGCUAAAGCUUAUUUAGUAACAAAAAAUUUACCAGAAACGAAAAGUAUUAUUGAACAAUUACAAACGAAGUUUGACGAAAUAGACCAUGUAACAUCUGUUCAUUCACGUUAUUAUGAUUUAGCAUCAAAUUAUUAUAGUGUCAUGGGAAAUCAUAGUGAAUAUUAUAAUAAUGCAUUGAAAUAUCUAGGUUGUAUUGAUAGCAAAACAAUUCCUGUAAAAGAAAAAGCUGAACGUGCAUUCAAUCUUGGUUUAGCUGCAUUAUUAGCUGAAAAUGUCUAUAAUUUUGGUGAAAUAUUACAACAUCCAGUUUUAGAAGCAUUAAAAGAAACACGUGAACAAUGGUUAAUCGAUCUAUUACAAGCAUUUAAUGUUGGCGAUGUUGAUAAAUAUGAACAAUUAAAAAAUGUUUGGCAAGUACAACUCGAUUUACGUAUGGCUGAUCCAACUUUAAAACGAAAAAUAACAUUAUUAUGUUUAAUGGAUAUGAUAUUUCAUAAUACAUCACAGAAUCGUUGUUUAUCUUUUAAUGAUGUUUCCAAACGUACAAAAUUACCUUCUGACGAGAUUGAGUUAUUGGCUAUGCAUGCACUUUCACUAGGACUUGUUCGCGGUUCAAUUGAUCAAGUGGAUGAAAAAUUAAAUAUGCAUUGGGUUAAACCAAGAGUUCUAGAUUUAACACAAGUAGACACACUAAAAAAACGUUUGGAUAGUUGGGCAAUGGAUGUGAAAAAUAUGAGUUAUUUAGUUGAACAAAAAGCAAGUGAUAUUUUAUCGUAA